Hibiscus syriacus is the source of this 1514-nucleotide messenger RNA. Its product is annotated as thioredoxin-like fold domain-containing protein MRL7, chloroplastic. Gene Ontology annotation, biological process: regulation of DNA-templated transcription; chloroplast organization. The transcript has 6 exons. The record is from RefSeq and is a predicted model, not a curated record. NCBI's taxonomy places the organism in Eukaryota, Viridiplantae, Streptophyta, Magnoliopsida, Malvales, Malvaceae. The coding region runs from base 389 to 1492 and encodes 367 amino acids. Gene Ontology annotation, cellular component: chloroplast stroma.
UUGCUAACUCGUGGCUUCUGCUUUGCUCUUCCUUGCUUCUCCAUUUUUCAGUUUGAUGAAUUGGAGCGUUCCAUUUCUUCAAAUCCUUCAAAACCGUAGCACAAAUCCUCUCCAAAAUAUUUGUGGGUUUCUGUUGAAAAGAGUAUAGUAUCUCAGCUGGAGUAUUGGCUAUUUUGGAUUUCCAUGAUUGAUUAUGAUUAUUGAAAAAGGGGUCAAUUGAAAUCCUGAAAUAGAAGCAAAUUCUGGGAAACUAGUUCUGCUCAUCAUUAUUACUUUGGUUGAGAUUGUUUCUGUAUGCUCAUCUUUAUUACUUUGGUCGAGAUUGUUUCUGUAUUCCUUUGCUAAAUUAGCUCUUCUUUCUGCUAGGAAAUUCUUUGUUGUUGAGAAAAUGUUAUCCUUUCAGACAGGUUUUGUUUCCAAAUCGUUUUCGCCUAUUUGUGUUGUGAGAAACGAUCGUAGUUCCCGUAACAUGCUGCCUAUUUCUAAUGUUACUCUUUGUCAUUCAUAUGACAUGAGGCCCGUCUUUGUACGCCAAAGACGUUACUUGAAAACUUCCCCUUGCUUUGCUUAUUCGAGAAAAUCCAAUUCCGGUUCCAGCCCUGGCCCUGACCCUGAAGCUGGCUUGAAGUCUAAAUCUAAAGCUGAAACGGGAAACCAGAACCAAAAGUCUGUAUUUUCCCAUAACAAAGAUGAAAAUCACGAUAAAAGCUUCCCGAAAACCAUUCCUAAGAAGCCAAGGCGUGGUCGUAGGAAUGAAACGGUAGCUGUCGAAGAUUUUAUUCGUGACUCACUUGAACAAACAUUUGAAUCAAUCCGGCGGCAGAAUCCUGAAGUUUUUGAGAAUAAGGAAAAUGUGAUGAAGGAUAGACUCGAAAAUGAGUUCGAUCGUGACAGUAGCAGUGAUGAAGAUAAGGACGAGGAUGGUGAAGUUGGUAAAAGAGGAAAGAAGAUGGUGGUGGAAGAGGAGGAUCCAGAUUGGCCUUUAGAUGCAGAUGUUGGGUGGGGGAUUAGGGCAUCAGAGUACUUCGAGCAGCAUGCUAUUAAGAAUGUGGUGGGUGAAGAUGGUUCCGAGAUUGACUGGGAAGGAGAGAUUGAUGAUAGCUGGGUAAAGGAGAUUAACUGUCUCGAGUGGGAGAGCUUUGCUUUCCAUCCAAGUCCGCUAAUCGUUCUUGUAUUUGAGAGAUACAAAAGGGCAACUCACAAUUGGAAGACUUUGAAAGAGCUAGAGAAGGCAAUCCAGGUAUAUUGGAACUCCAAGGACCGAUUACCACCUCGGGCAGUCAAAUUGGAUAUCAAUAUUGAGAGAGACUUGGCAUAUGCCCUUAAAGUCAGGGAUUGUCCGCAGGUUUUAUUUUUACGUGGAAACAAGAUCGUGUACAGAGAGAAAGAGUUUCGCAAGGCUGAUGAACUGGUCCAAAUGAUUGCUUAUUUCUAUUAUAACGCGAAGAAGCCUGCAUGGAUUGAUGAGGCAUCCAUGUGUAGACCUUAUUAGGCAGGUAAUCCCCAAGCCUUAU